CGACGGGACACGAACUUUUAAUUUCUGAGGAGCCAAAUUAAGAAAUUUAACUAAUUUAAAUACAAUAGCUUCCUCCUAUUAACUAAUAAGCUUGACACGAUGCAGGUUGAGAGCGACUUAUCAACCCAACAGAUGGAUGACAUGUUGGAUAUUACCGCUACCAGUGCGGCCGAUCUGAUGCAAGAGCAAGGUGAGAGUGGUGACUUACAAAUUGACGAAACGAAUGUCGCUACCAGUGCGCUCAUGAAUCCUUUGCUUGUGAACUUAAUCUUUUCCUACAUGGACGCCCCCACUCUGAAAACAUCCGUGCGACCCGUUUGCACCCUGUGGGCCGAUCUUGGCGCCCCUUUCCUCGGGAAAAAGACCACUCAUCCUCAGAUGUUCUCGGAAAGCAUUACAUGCGACUCGGAGAUCCCCGAAACCAUCGGAUUGACCGUAUUUCAUCCAAAAUUGGCCAAGAACGUGAAACUCGUCUCGUCCACGUGUCCCUGUGACUCGCCGGAACUCCUCCCAAGAAACUUCACCGCUGUCCGGCCCAGAAUUGCUCGCCACGUGGAGGAGCUCGAGGUCCGAAUCGACUCCUCAUUUUUACCCGGGCUGCACAAAAUGUGGACAUCAAGACAACAUCUUUUCAACAACCUCACCAAAAUUUCUAUCACCGUUUUGCUCUUUAGUGACGACAAUGCGGACAGUAUUCUGACCGGGUCGUACCCGAUGAUGGCAAACGUGAAGAUGAUUUCGAUAAGAAUGGCCAACCAGUACCGCCUUGAUCAGGAUAAGCUGGGAGCCAUCAUAUCUCAAAAACUGUUCAAUGCCACCCCCAAUUUACAAGAGGUUGAGGUGGAGGCCGGUUUUUAUUUGGAUUUCGCCCCAUGCAAAAAACUGGACAAGUUUACGUAUGCGUUUGUCAAGUUCUUGGACUGGCGUACACACGAGCCCUCUAAGGUCGUGGAAAUGGAUAAAAUCGUCAAGAUGUUAGAGUCCUGUCGGGAAUCUUUGACCGAAUUGAGUCUCUCCCAGGUACGAGUGGUGGACUUUGAGGAUGAUGAGGAGGACGACGACGACGUGCAGCCCGUGCAGACUUUAUCCCUCCCAUCCUUCCCAAACUUGACCAGGUUGUCAAUCUCCUCCAUGGAAGUUUACCGCUUGGGUGACUGUCUGUCUGUGAAGAACGUCCCAAAUCUGACCCAUGUCAUCCUCGCCGGCAGCAUCAAGAAAUGGUUCACCCUGUCCAACAUAAUUGCUCAUUUCCGCCACCCUCACGUCGGAAUUACGACGCUCGACCUGGAUGCCGCGUAUGACGGAGAUGAAGACGAUGUCGAGAUUGGAACCGAGAUCGUUCGUCUUUUUCCCGCCGUGAAGAUAUUAAAGUUGAAGUUGACCCUUUUGGCAUACCUGCAGAUGGAUGACCUCGAAGAAAUUCGCCUCUUGAAGCAAAUUCUGCGAAACUUUGCGCCUUGGGAGCUGACCUCGGCUUUAGUUGAGAUGAAAAAUGUGCGCAGUUCAGGCGUCGUGUUGGGCACGAUGCAGGGUUUGAAGCGAUAGAAAGGCUUGUCCCACACCGAGGUUCGAUUUUGCGGUACAAAUAAGCACCCUUUUGUCCUGGGGGAUGACGUGAAAGAGAUUCUUUUGGCCGGCAGGGAGAUCAAAUUGAUCAAAAUGUCGGGAUUUUUGAUGACGGAGACGGAGAGGGAUGAAUUUGAAGGAUUUGUUGAAGACAGCGGUCUCCCGAUUAGUUUCUCAGAGUAAAUUCAUCGUUUUAUUGACUACUUGUAUUAGUUUUAUGGAUUUUUUGUUCAGCGAUGAAUCUGGUAUUUUGAUGUAAUAUUUAUUUGAUAUUCUUUUUAAGAGUUCACCCUCUGAUGAAUUUUUGUAUAAUGUACUUUAAAUUAAUUUGUGUGUAUUUACUAUGUAUGUGACUGACGGUAAAUAAAUUGGUUGGGACCAGAUUCUUAUUGA
This is a messenger RNA of Folsomia candida, 1959 nucleotides long. RefSeq lists its product as uncharacterized. The record is from RefSeq and is a predicted model, not a curated record. The transcript is spliced from 7 exons. Bases 100 to 1545 code for a protein of 481 amino acids. Lineage: Eukaryota; Metazoa; Arthropoda; Collembola; Entomobryomorpha; Isotomidae.